Messenger RNA from Lingula anatina, 856 nucleotides. RefSeq lists its product as uncharacterized. NCBI's taxonomy places the organism in Eukaryota, Metazoa, Brachiopoda, Lingulata, Lingulida, Lingulidae. The record is from RefSeq and is a predicted model, not a curated record.
UGAGAUCAGCUAACACGCACCGUUCAAAAUGGGCGACAAACUACACAAUAUUGUGCGAGCACUGUGGAUAUACCUGGUUUGCUGGCAUCAGGUACUUUCUUUUGACGUCACAAAAUCUGGACAGACAUAUGUUCAAGCAGGAUCACAAACUACUUUGACAUGUCAGUGGACACCACCAGCUGGGCUUGUACUUCUUAGAGUAAAGUGGAGACAAGGCUCUACAGUAAUAGUAACUGCCAUAAUACCUAGCUAUACACCACUGUAUCAUGACACCAGUAUAAAAGACCGCGUGGCACUGGGCACUCUCACCUCCACAAGUACCAGUACAUCAAUAACAUUAACAGGAUUACAGUGUCCAGGUGAUAUUGCAGAGUAUUCAUGUGAGGUGCUUACAACUUCAAUAGUAGACGAUAUUGGAACAGCAAGUUUCAACGUCAGUCUCUUUGAUUUCCUGGGAUAUAAUAUCACAAUCACAUCCUCACCAAGUCAGAUACAAGCAGAUCAGAAUGCCUUUCUGACUUGUACAGCCAGUAAUAUUGGGCGACCACCAGGCGUCAUGAAGUGGUACAAAGCCGACCAAGAAAUCACCACUGGAUUUACUCAGCAGACAAAUAUCAAUAGUGAUGGUUGUACCUAUAAUGGAGUUAGUAUUCUGAGUAUUACACCAACAUCCCUGGAUGAUGGAGUUAUGUUUAACUGUGCUGUUGAACCAAACUCUACAGUGAUUGGAGACUCCUCAAAGCAAGGAAGGUAUACACUGGAUGUACGAUACCCAGUGCCAGAGGUGCCAACGGUGACAUCAUCCACUGGUACAUGGACAGUUGACCAGGGGGCAACUUUUACUCUCAACUUUUGA